Messenger RNA from Tripterygium wilfordii, 2386 nucleotides. RefSeq names its product peptidyl-prolyl cis-trans isomerase CYP65-like. Gene Ontology annotation, cellular component: catalytic step 2 spliceosome. The record is from RefSeq and is a predicted model, not a curated record. Gene Ontology annotation, biological process: protein peptidyl-prolyl isomerization; protein folding; protein polyubiquitination. Bases 259 to 2031 code for a protein of 590 amino acids. Lineage: Eukaryota; Viridiplantae; Streptophyta; Magnoliopsida; Celastrales; Celastraceae. The transcript has 11 exons. Gene Ontology annotation, molecular function: ubiquitin-ubiquitin ligase activity; peptidyl-prolyl cis-trans isomerase activity.
CGGAUUUGCUCGUACAGGUGCAAAACAUACGAGGGCGGCCGGUGAUAGUCGGCGAACUCACCGUCUCAAACGGUCAAAACGCUACUCAGGCGAUUCGUUUUCGACGUCUUUGAUCAUCGUCAACCCUCGGUUGCUUGAUAUAGAAGAGAGAAAACAGGGCCGGAGUUUUCUUGAGUGGAUUUCGGACAGUCCUUAUAGCAGAUUUUAUUGAACUAGAAACCCUAAUUUGUCUGACCGGGCUAGUACAGGCGGUGAAAGAUGGGGAAGAAACAGCACAGCAAAGAUCGAAUGUACAUCACUAAAACGGAAUGGGCAACAGAGUGGGGUGGCGCUAAAUCAAAAGAAUCCGGCACACCUUUCAAACGCCUACCCUUCUAUUGCUGCGCUCUUACAUUUACGCCGUUUGAGGAUCCUGUCUGCACAGCUGACGGCAGCGUCUUUGAGAUAUUGAGAAUAAUUCCCUACAUAAGAAAGUAUGGGAAGCAUCCUGUUACUGGAGCUUCACUAAAGCAAGAGGAUCUUAUUCCUCUUACCUUCCACAAGAAUGAUGAAGGAGAGUAUCAUUGCCCUGUACUAAACAAAGUUUUUACUGAAUUUACACACAUUGUUGCUGUAAAGACCACAGGAAAUGUUUUCUGCUAUGAGGCGAUUAAAGAAUUGAACAUCAAAACCAAAAAUUGGAAAGAGCUCCUGACCGAUGAACCGUUCUCUAAGGAAGACCUUAUUGUUAUUCAGAAUCCCAAUGCUCUUGACAGCAAGGUUACCCAAGAUUUUGAUCAUGUUAAGAAAAGUCUGGAAGUGGAUGAUGAAGAACUAAAGGGAAUGGCCUCUAACAUAAACAUUGCUGGGGAUAUCAAGCAAAUGCUGGAGGAGCUUGGGACUGAAAAGGGAAAGCAAACCGCACUCCUCGGGGGAGGUGGCAGCAAGGCACAAAAUGAAAGGGCUGCGGCACUUGCUGCCAUACUAGCAGCAAGGUCACGUGUUAAAGAGGAUUCCCAACCAAAUCCAAGUGGAGAGGUUAAAGCUCCAUCUUUUAGCAUAGUAGAUGCUGCAUCUGCAGCAGUACAUGGAAGGAGUGCGGCUGCAGCAAAAGCCGGAUCAAGUGAUAAAACUGCUGCUCGGAUAGCCAUGCACAUGGCUGGAGACAGGGCACCUGUGAAUGCAAAGCUGGUUAAGAGCCGUUACACCACUGGUGCUGCUUCUCGAUCUUUCACUUCGACAUCUUAUGAUCCUGUCACUAAGAAUGAAUUUGAAUAUGUUAAAGUUGAAAAAAAUCCAAAGAAGAAAGGCUAUGUUCAGAUGCAUACAACACAUGGUGACUUAAACAUCGAGCUACAUUGUGACAUAACUCCUAGGACAUGUGAGAAUUUCAUCACGCUCUGUGAACGUGGCUACUAUAAUGGGGUAACUUUCCACAGGAACAUUCGGAAUUUCAUGAUCCAAGGUGGUGAUCCUACUGGCACUGGAACAGGAGGUGAAUCCAUAUGGGGAAAGCCUUUUAAAGAUGAAGUUAACUCAAAACUGCUUCAUUCUGGAAGGGGCGUUGUUAGCAUGGCUAACAGUGGUCCCCACUCAAAUGGUUCCCAGUUUUUCAUCCUUUACAAAUCUGCAAAUCAUCUCAACUUCAAACAUUCAGUUUUUGGCAAUGUUGUUGGUGGCUUAACUGCACUGGCAGCAAUGGAAAAGGUUCCCAUUGAUGACAAUGACAGACCUUUGGAGGAGAUUAAGAUUACUGGUGUGACCAUUUUUGUCAAUCCUUACACAGAACCUGAUGAAGAAGAUGAGAAGGCCAAAGAUGAAAAGAAUGCCAAGGAGGAUGGUGAAAAUGAUAAGAUUGGGUCAUGGUAUAGCAAUCCUGGCACAGGAGCAACAGAAUCCGGAGCUGUGGGAGGUGGUGGAGUAGGGAAGUACUUGAAGGUGAAUAAUGCUCAGAAUAAAUCUGCUAUCACUGACGCCAGUUUGACAGCGGCUGCUGUAACAAAGAAAAGGAAAGUUUCAUCAGGAGAAUUUAAAGAUUUUUCCGGCUGGUGAGAGUUCUCCAGAAGUGAAAAAGAUACUCAUUUCAUCCAGCAUCAAGACAUUACUUCAGAGGUGGCCGGUGGGAAAACAAUCGAUGCAGCGACUUUAUGUAGCAGAGGAGAUGCAUCGGACCAGAAAUUGCUGGUAAUGGUUACGAGUAUCAGGUCAAUUAGCUACUGACAUUACUUGUCGUUAGCGGUCCUAGUUCUAGUAAUCAUUUUUUCAGACAUCAAAUUUGCAAGAGCUAUGGAUGACUAGCCAUAUGUGUUGAUGCUUUCCAACCAGUCUUAGCUUGGACUUCAUUGUACUGUAUGAUGUAAAAUAUUUACAUGCAAUAUAUACACCAAACUCAUGUUCUUUUCAGUAA